Cuscuta europaea is the source of this 1587-nucleotide messenger RNA. The record is from the annotation of a GenBank genome assembly. Lineage: Eukaryota; Viridiplantae; Streptophyta; Magnoliopsida; Solanales; Convolvulaceae.
CACCCAAUACCUCUUAGCUAGCUAGCUAGCUCUUGUCACUCAUUCACCUAAAGGGUAAAAAAUUUGACCAAACAUUUCCCAAAUGGUCAAUCAAGAAUGCCAUGUUGUUCCAAAGCCGUUGGAUUUGAACGCCUCCAUCUUCCACCACCAGCCAAACAUCCCUGCGCAGUUCAUAUGGCCGGACGAGGAGAAGCCCACGGCUGACGCCCCACGCCUCGACAUUCCCCUCAUCGACUUGUCGGGCUUUCUCUCUGGGGACCUUGUCGCCGCUGAAGAAGCUUCGAGACUCGUAGGGAAGUCGUGCAUGAAACACGGGUUCUUCCUCGUUUCCAACCACGGCGUCAACGGGGACCUCAUCUCCGAUGCCCACCGCUGCAUGGACCACUUCUUCGAGUUGCCUCUUGGCGAGAAGAUAAAGGCUAAGAGGCAACUCGGGGAGCAUUGCGGCUACGCGAGCAGCUUUACGGGCCGAUUCUCGUCAAAGCUGCCGUGGAAGGAGACGUUCUCUUUUAGCUUCUCGGCCGAGAAAAACUCUCAAAACACAGUCCAAGAAUAUUUCCAAUCAGCAAUGGGUGAAAAUUUCUCACAUACAGGGAAGGUUUAUCAAAAAUAUUGCAAUGCAAUGAACAAGCUUUCACAAGGGAUACUAGAACUGUUGGCGAUGAGCCUAGGAGUGGAAAGGAAGAGCCUGAGAGAAUUCUACGAAGACAACGAAUCGAUAAUGAGACUGAACUACUACCCGCGGUGCCAGAAACCCGAGUUAACGUUGGGGACCGGCCCACAUUGCGACCCGACAUCGCUCACCAUCCUCCACCAAGACAAUGUCAGUGGGCUCCAAGUGUUUGUUGACAACCAGUGGCACUCCGUCCCCCCAUGUCCCAACUCCUUUGUUGUUAACAUCGGCGACACUUUCAUGGCGCUAACGAAUGGGAGGUACAAAAGUUGCUUGCACAGGGCAGUGGUGAACAACAUAAGUGCAAGGAAAUCACUUGCAUUUUUUUUGUGCCCGAAGAAGGACAAGGUUGUGAGGCCUCCUGCGGAAUUGGUUGACUCAAAUAACCCGAGACUAUAUCCGGAUUUCACAUGGCCGACUUUUCUUGAGUUUACUCAAAAGCAUUAUAGAGCCGAUAUGAACACACUUCCAGCCUUCUCCGCUUGGAUCCAAAACCACAAUCACUCGUAGUUCUUUGCUCGGUCAUCCCAUUCAUGAUUGAUUCAAACCAACUUAACUAUAUAUAUGGUCAUAAUGGUCUUGAUUCAUGAAUGGUGAUAGCCACCUACGUACAAUAUAUAUAUUUAUAUAUUCGGAAUUGUGGAACGAAAAUAGAGGGAAAAACACAAAAUUAGUGAGUGUUCCUCUUUUUUUCCUUAUUAUGGAGUUAAUUUUCUUGCCAUCCCGGCCUUCACCGAUUGAUCGAAUUGGUUUGUUAGGAGGAAAGAAAUAUGUCUGUAAUUUUAAAUUAAAUGAAGCAUAAUAAUGUAUAUGUGAUGGGUUAAUUAUUUCAUUCAAUGUGAUGUGAUCAAUUGAGGAUAAGCCAAACACUCUGCUUCAUUAAUUAUCUAUUGUUUAAUUGGGAACAAAAUGAU